Messenger RNA from Peromyscus leucopus (white-footed mouse), 627 nucleotides. RefSeq names its product olfactory receptor 8B3-like. Gene Ontology annotation, biological process: sensory perception of smell; G protein-coupled receptor signaling pathway. The transcript has a single exon. The coding region runs from base 1 to 627 and encodes 208 amino acids. Gene Ontology annotation, cellular component: membrane. Lineage: Eukaryota; Metazoa; Chordata; Mammalia; Rodentia; Cricetidae. Gene Ontology annotation, molecular function: odorant binding; G protein-coupled receptor activity; olfactory receptor activity. The record is from RefSeq and is a predicted model, not a curated record.
AUGGUUCUGACAAAUGGUUCUUCAGUAACAGAAUUCAUUCUCUUGGGUUUAACGGACAACCCUGACCUCCAAAUACCCCUGUUCUUAGUUUUUCUAGUAAUGUAUAUGAUCACCGCCUUCGGAAAUUUGACUUUGAUCAUUCUAAUUGUUCUGAACUCUCACCUUCAUACACCUAUGUACUUUUUCCUCUUUAACUUGUCUUUCAUAGACCUCUGCUAUUCUUCUGUUGUUACACCCAAAAUGCUGAUGAACUUCUUAGUAAAGAAGAAUGUUAUUGGUUUUGCAGGAUGUAUGACCCAGCUCUACUUCUUUUGUUUUUUUGUCAUCUCUGAGUGUUAUGUCUUGACAGCAAUGGCCUAUGAUCGCUAUGUGGCUAUCUGCAAUCCACUCAUGUAUAAUGUUGCCAUGUCCCCUAAGGUCUGUUCCUUCCUUAUGUUUGGUUCAUAUUUGAUGGGGUUUUUUGAUGCCAUGAUCCACACCGGAUGCAUCCUGAGACUGACCUUUUGUGAUGGGAACACCAUCAAUCACUACUUCUGUGAUCUCCUGCCUUUGAUGAAGCUCUCCUGCACCAGCACCUUUGUCAAUGAGAUUGAGAUUUUCAUUGUAGGGGGUUUCCUGUCCAGGUGA